This is a messenger RNA of Trifolium pratense (red clover), 1830 nucleotides long. Its product is annotated as probable protein phosphatase 2C 73. The transcript is spliced from 6 exons. Gene Ontology annotation, biological process: protein dephosphorylation. Lineage: Eukaryota; Viridiplantae; Streptophyta; Magnoliopsida; Fabales; Fabaceae. The record is from RefSeq and is a predicted model, not a curated record. Gene Ontology annotation, molecular function: protein serine/threonine phosphatase activity. Bases 321 to 1412 code for a protein of 363 amino acids.
UCAAUACCCAAAAAGCCCUUAUGUUUUGUAUCUUAUAAGACCUACCAUCAGCCACCACCGUACAUUACACUACAAGUUACCAUAACAAAGCUAGUUGUGCUUAUAUUUUUGGGUUCAUAGAGUGUUAGUAAUAUAUAAAUAGCUUCAGAAGAAUCAUAUCUCAGAAUCAUCUCUCAGAUAGGAUUUGUUCUUGGCAUUCUCAUCACAGGCAUGCAACUGACCCUUUGAUAUAACUUGAAUGGUUUUUUUUCUUUUUAUAAAGAGCUUAGCGGCGAAACUUGCACAUACUAAGUGUUGAUAAGUGGAGAAUUGCAGUGGCCAUGGCUCCUUUUCCAUCUCUUGUUAAUGUAAUUACAAGAACAAUAUCUUUGAAGAAAGACAAGAGUUAUGGAAAAGAUGAUGAUGCAAGAAAAGUUGUGGAAGCAAUGGCAAAAGAAGCAAGGGAGAAUGAAAUGUUAAUAAGUUCAUCUGGAAUUGUUAAAUCUAACAAGUCCAACAAUUUUUCAUGUGUGUUCACUAAGAAGGGUCAAAAAGGAUUGAAUCAAGACCGCCUUAUUGUUUGGGAGGAAUUUGGAUGUCAAGAAGACAUUAUUUUCUGUGGAAUUUUUGAUGGACAUGGCCCUUGGGGACACUUUGUAGCUAAAAGAGUCAGAAAAAUGUUACCUAGUUUUUUGUUCUGCAAUUGGCAAGAAAAUCUAGCAGAAAAAUCACUUGACAUGGAUUUUAAGAUGGAACCAAACCAUAAGUAUGAUAUAUGGAAGCAGUCCUACAUAAAGACCUUUGCUGCUAUUGAUCAGGACUUAAAGCAACAUACUGGAAUUGAUUCAUUUCAAAGUGGAACCACAGCUUUGACAAUUAUCAAACAGGGUGAAUAUCUCAUUAUAGCAAAUGUUGGUGAUUCUAGAGCUGUCUUAGCAACCACUUCAGACAAUGGCACGUUGACUCAUAUUCAGCUUACGACCGACUUCAAGCCAAAUUUACCAAAGGAAGCGGAGCGCAUAAUGGAAUCAAAAGGGAGAGUAUUUUGUAUGGAAGAUGAACCAGGAGUGUAUAGGGUAUGGAUGCCAAAUGGUAAGACACCAGGACUAGCAAUAUCAAGAGCAUUUGGUGAUUAUUGUGUAAAAGAUUUUGGAUUAAUCUCUGUGCCUGAUGUCACACAAAGAAAACUCACCACUCUUGAUCAAUUUGUCAUCUUAGCAACUGAUGGGGUAUGGGAUGUUAUUUCCAACCAAGCAGCUAUCAAAAUUGUUGCUUCAACACCAAAUAGAGAAAAAGCAGCUCAAAGGCUAGUGAAGUGUGCUACACAUGAAUGGAAACGUAAGAGAAAAGGCAUUGCAAUUGAUGAUAUAUCAGCUAUUUGUCUCUUCUUUCACUCUGCUCCUUCACAUGGAACCACUAAAAUUGUUGUAUGAGAAUGAUGCAUGGUUCUGCUUCCUUUACUACACAAUGUAUAAGCUUUUAUGUGCUUGUACAAUAAAAAUAAAAAUAAAAAUAAAAAAACAUCUCCUAGCUCUAGUCUUAGACUAUUCUCCCUCCGUCCCAAAAUAUAAAAGAAAAUUGGUCAAAAAAAGUUGAUGUGUUUGGUUAAAAAUUUGGACUAAUUAUACAUCAACUUUUGUUGACAAUUUUCCCUUAUAUUUUGGGACGGAGGGAGUAUUUUACAUGUCACUUUUAGCGAAACUUUUGUUCUCAGGAUAUAUUUUCUGAUUUGGAUCUUCGGUAAGUUCUUACAAUUUUGCACUUAAAAGAUGUCUUAAUUAAUGUAUUGAAAGAAUGAGAUAUGUAACUAUUUUUGCCUUAUUCCUAAAUAAAUAUGAGAUUUUUUACGUA